AUGCAUCGAUUUGAAUUUGAUACUGAUUGCCGGAAGUUAUUAGCAGUAGAGGAUAUCCCAAAAGUUGUGUCCACUGUAGACAAAGCAACUCAGGCUUUGAGAUAUCGUUUUCAGCUAGUUGCUCAACGUAUCGCACGAUGUAAACAGCUGCAAGACAUUAGAUUCAGUACAAUAGAAUCACUGUUGGCUACUUCACGACGACAAAACUCUGUUGUCGUUAUUGGGAUGCUCACGCAGCAAAAAAGCCAUUGUUAUCAUAUUGAAGAUCUAACUGGUUCUUUGCAAGUGGAGUUCAACGAUGAAACUAAAUUCCAGCAAGGUAUAUUCACGGAAAACAGCGUUGCUAUCUUUCAGGGGUCAUUUGAAGCUUCACUGCUUGUUGUUCGUGAGGUCGCAUUUGUGCCUUUGGAGAGUGCUGAAGAUACACGCAAGAAAUUUGGAAAUGUCAAUUUUUUUGGUGGUGAUGAUCCGAUAGCCUUCCGCUGCAAUGCCAAACUUUGCGUUGCAGAACGUAGUAACCCAAAUGCACAGAUUGUGAUCCUUUCCGAAGUCCACUUAGAUGAUAUUACAGUUAUGAAGGCUGUGCAUCAAAUGUUAUCUGGAUUUUCUGGAGAUCCACCUUUGGCCUUCAUAUUUUGCGGAAACUUUUGCUCACGACCUAGACAGCAAGACACGAUGGAGGCUCUCCGUAUAGGAUUCGAAAGGCUUGCAAAUCAACUCAAUGUUUUUGCCCCUUCGUUCUCAUCCACUCACUUUGUAUUCGUACCAGGUCCAGAUGAUCCAUGUUUCAAUAUGGCGAGAUCUACAGCCCUCCCGCGUCCACACCUUCCUGGAAUAUUAUUCAAAUACCUUGAACAAUUGCCAAAUUGUUUAUUUGCGACUAAUCCUGUGCGAAUACAAUACGCUAGCCAAGAAAUAAUCGUCAUAAGGAACAACUUGGUUGAAAAGAUGUGCAGACAUGCUGUUAACACAGUUGCUGCUGAAAGCAUCGAGAGAAGCUUUGCAAAAACAAUCCUGAGUCAGGCUCAUCUUUCUCCUUUACCACCUCACGUAGCUCCGAUACUAUGGGAUUUUGAUCAUGUAAUGGCUAUGCAUCCAAUGCCAGAUCUCCUAGUAGUUGCUGAUCAUUUCAAGUCCUUCGCUGAGAUACUGGGAGAUACCGUUGUUUGUAAUCCUGGAUCGUUUUCAAACAGUUCGUUCGGGUUUCAUGUCUAUCUGCCAUUUGAAAGAAAAAUCGAGGACAGUGCUAUUGAUCUGACUUCUGAGCGUAACUAA
Molecule: messenger RNA, 1275 nt
Organism: Strongylus vulgaris
Lineage: Eukaryota; Metazoa; Nematoda; Chromadorea; Rhabditida; Strongylidae
Source: the annotation of a GenBank genome assembly